CGCGGCCGCUGGUUGGCGGGCGCGGGUCACGUGGCCCGGGCAGGAGUUUCCCCGACAGCUGGAGGCUGCGUGGGAUCCGGCGGCGGCUCGGAGCGCGGCGCUGCGGCCCUCCCCGCCCCCUCCACCUCCCCGCCCGCUUCCGCCCGGCUUAUUCUCCUCCGUAUUGACAAACAGCGCGGCCGCGGCGGCGACUCUCGGCGAGCAUCGGUAGCCAAGCCAUGGGAGACAAGAAGAGCCCCACCAGGCCGAAGCGGCAGCCGAAGCCGUCCUCGGACGAGGGCUACUGGGACUGUAGCGUCUGCACCUUCCGGAACAGCGCCGAGGCCUUCAAGUGCAUGAUGUGCGAUGUGCGGAAGGGCACCUCCACCCGAGAAGAAAAAGCUGGAUCACUUACCAGUAACUGGAGUUCUCCUAUUGGGUAAUCUCCACAGAUCCACAUUCUUUGAAGUUAUUGUGAAUGCCUCGAGGACCAAGGAACCGUUGAAAUUUCCAAUUUCAGGAAGGAAACCUCGACCUGUCUCCCAGUUGGUUGCACAGCAGGUUACUCAGCAGUUUGUGCCCCCUACACAGUCAAAGAAAGAGAAAAAAGAUAAAGUAGAAAAAGAAAAGAGUGAAAAGGAAACAACUAGCAAAAAGAACAGUCAUAAGAAGACCAGGCCAAGAUUGAAAAAUGUGGAUCGGAGUAGUGCUCAGCAUUUGGAAGUUACCGUUGGAGAUCUGACAGUCAUUAUUACAGACUUUAAGGAGAAAACGAAGUCACCGCCUGCAUCUAGUGCUGCUUCUGCAGAUCAGCACAAUCAGAGUGGCUCUAGUCCUGAUAACACAGAGAGGGGAAUGUCCAGGUCAUCUUCACCUAGAGGAGAAGCCUCAUCAUUGAAUGGAGAAUCCCAUUAAAGUUUAUUUUCUCCAAUUUCUUAGUUCAUUCAUAUCAUGCAAAUAUACAGAUUAUGCCAAGAAGUACCACAUUUUCAUGACAAACAUAUUCAUGCACAAUUCAUAAUUUGCAUUUUGCAUAAAAGAGAAAUUUGUUAGAAUUUGUUAGAUUUGAUUGCAAUCUAUGCCUACCAAACAUUUCCAGACUUUAACAUUUUGGUCUCCACAAUUAAAGGUGCCAUGAAAAUGUGGUUGAAUUAUUCAUUAUGCAGUGUUAUUGGUAAGUCUAUUUUCACUUUUAGUUUAGUGAAUUCUAACACAUAAUUCUUGAAUUCUCUACUAUUGGCAUGUAACGAAGUUAAAUUUUUAUAACAUAGUGCAACCUGCCUAAAUAUGUAUUAUUUGAGAAUUGUGAAACAAAUAGUUAUAUGUAUACAAGUCAAAGAUCAACUUAAUCAACUAUUGCUGCAACAGGAUUUUCUUAAUGGCUAUCCUCUUAAUACACCUGCUGGUACUUGGUGUGGUUAAAUAGAAAAACUGUUAUUAAAUAAAGAAUUUGUAUGAACCGUUGCCAAUAUUUUUGACACAUUUUGCUAAAUUAUUUUUUCCUGAAUUAUGUUUCUGGUUUUACCUCCUUUUUUUUUUUUUUUUUUUUGCUUUCAAAACAUUCAUUUGUUGUAAUGUUUACUCUCAGACUAGUAAACAAUAAAACAUUGAUUAUUUAGCUUUAUAAUUCAAGUUUAGUGCUAUUGUCAUUGAACACUGGUAUUUUCUGUAUUAUAUAAAAUAUUAAAAUUCAAAUAAUUAUAAGCAUUUGACAAAAGCAGAAGAGAAAAGAAACCUGCCAUAUUUUAAAAGCUGCAAUUUUGGAAAAGCUUUAACUUAAUAGUUCUAUCACUGUUUCCUCGCCCCAAACUUUAUCCAGGGUUAUAGAAGUAUGAAUCUAAUAAAUACAGAAAUGACAACUGUUGCACAGAACUGGGAAAAAAACUAGUUUUAAAUCAGUUUAAUUGGCCUCUUAUUAAAUGUAACAAUUCUUAUGAAAAUCAUAGUGCCCUAUUUUCAGACACAACUGCCAGUUUAUGCAUUUAUCAAUAUCCCAAAAUAAAUAUUUACAGCUCCACUUACUAUUAUGUAAAGUUAUGAAUAAAAUAUUUUUAUGACUACAGAUUUUGCAUUUUUGUUUACAACUAAUAAAGUGUUUUAUGUUAUAUUUAAAAAUCAAACCUAGAAACCACACAGUACUUCUUAAAUUCUCCUAUGGUCUCCUGCUUUUUCUUAGCCAUUUACUUAAUAUAUAGCCACCUGUAGGAGACUUCUGCAAUAUCAAUGAACUUAACAACAUAACUUGGAUACAAAAUAUCACAUAAAGACAUCAUGAUAGCAUUUUAAGAAAAAAAUAAAACUGUAGACCCUGACAGUUGUGAUAUAUGGUGGUUUCAUGUGAUAAUGUAAUUUUCUGUUUUAUUGCAGUACUUUUUACAGGCACAAUGGUACUGUCUUUUUUGUAAGAUGCUAGUUGUGAAAUAUAGUUAAUUGCAUACAGUAAAAGUCUGUGAUUAAAACAUUUAUAUACCUCAUUCUUUAGUGUUGUUAAAUGAAAAAUUAAAAUUUGUUUUUAUUAUCAGAUACUUUCAGUGGAACUGCAACUAACUGGUUAUGUUCUUUUAAAAAACAUGAAGUUUUUUCUGUCUUAUUUUUUUUUUUUUUACCAUAUUUGAGAUGUUUUUUAAAAUAUGCUUAUUUUUAGACAUAGCAAAAAUUACAAAUAAUAUUAAUAGGGAAAAUAUUAUAAAUUUUAAGUCAAAACUAUGCUUUAGAGGUACUGGGUCUUCUGAUGAUAUUCAAAUACUUUCAGAAUGUAUUUUCAGUGGACUGCAAAAGAGACAAAUCUGACAGAGGGUGGGAUUUUACCUGAAUGGGGGUGGCAUAGUCAUCUUUCUAUAUUGGUGGGGAGAUAAUGUAGCAUGGAAAUUAAAGUACUAACUGGUGUUUGGCAUUUGAAUCCCUGUUGUAGAACCUAAGUGACCUUGAGUAAAUUACUCAUUUCAUUACUCAAGGUCACUUCCCAUCUAUUAAACAGGGUGAUGAUAAUCAUAUCUAACUCAUAGGGUUGUUGGGAUGAUUAAGUGUCAAUCCAUAUAAAGUUCUUAACAAUUGCCUGACACAUACUAGAUGCUUAAUAAAUGUGAGCCAUUACUAUCUUAACUGGUAAAAUUUCAUUACAAAAAUACAAAAAACAAUUUGUAACAGAAAUCAUUUCCAUACCCUCUUGUAUGACAGAAAGGAAUUGUGUUCUAUAGGUUACACUGAAUUUUCUGCAUCAGAUGUUUGCUCUGAUCCUAGACCAGCUAUUUUUCCAUAAUUAAAGAACCUGAUGGUAUGCACUAGGAGACAGCAGAAAUGAACUGAGUUGCCUAGUUUAAAAUUUCGUUUUCCUUUCAUUAAUCAUAAUUAUCUUCGCCUGCCUUCAUUUCACCCUACCUCAAACACUUCCAAACGAGGAAGCAGGCCCAAAUCCCACCUUAAAACCUAAUAUUAAAAUAUGCAAGAAGAUUCAGAGCCUGGGCUUAGGGUGCAUUUUUAGCUCUGUUUCAUCAAUUUACCCUGCGAUAGUAGCAGUGUGUUCUUUUAUCCAAAUUCCAUACAAAAAGAGAAUUUGGAUGUUUUUCAGAGUUUAUUACCUUAUUUUGAUAUAAGAGUGAAGAUAUAAUUUGAGGCAUACAAGAAUACAUACUCUUAAAGCCUUUUGUAUUACACAGUAGAAAUAGUUGACUUAAUAAAGGUUUUAUAUUUAUUAAAUGCUUUCCUAAGAUUAUAGUGAUGAUAGCAAAGUGAAAACAAUGAGAAAGGAAGAAAAACUUCAGCUUUUCUAAGUUGAUUGCAUAUUUAUUACCUUUCUUUUAGGUAAAAACCCUUAUUGCCUAAAAAUGUAGUUUCUGCAUAUUAUAUGCAUUAAUGCUAAAUGGUCUAGAAGUUUUAGUUUCUACUAAGGCCCUUUUUUACUUAUUUUUUUGGUCUGCAACUUAUCUUUUUUCCAGAAUCUUUUAAGACCUGAUAUAGGAGCAGUGAAAUUGAUGACAAUUUCUGUACUGUACUUUGAAAAUUAAGCGAAAAAAGAAAAGUGAGUUUGUGUAAGGAUAAGGAUAAGGAUAACCAUAAAAUAAUACUUUGACCUGUUAGCAUUGCCCUCCCCCCUCUUAACCAGAGGCACCUUCAGUUGUCUGGAACAACAAAUGUAGAAAAUUGACGUGUAGAAAAGUUAUCUGUGUCAAAUAUAGCUGAGCAGAAUCAAGAGACAACGAAGGUUGCAGAAUAUAGGAUCAUUUUGUAAAAGCAGAAGGAAAAGAAUUCCCUCAAUUGCUAUUGAUGAAAAAAUAAGCCCUACUAAUUUCAAAGGCAAGGGAGAACACGAAUGGGAGAAAAUGAGGGAAGAAGGGGAGAAACAAAGCACAAAUAAUAGCAGAAAUUAGAAAAUGGGGCAUUGGGGUGCUAUCUGGAUGACAGAGAAAAAUCACUAGGAGCAAGAGGGAGUUGGAGGGGGAGGGAGAGAGAACAAAUGGAACUUAGAAUAUGUUUGUCUCUGAAAAUACUUGAAAAACAUUCUGUGAUAAAUCAUCAUAAUGACUCAGUCAUUAAAGUUUCAGUGGUGGUUAGUAGACUUUUUACUAGGGCAGCAGUAUGUGAUAACUUUAGAACAGUUUUCUUCAAAGCCAGUUAAUUUUAAAAAGCUGCCAUAGAGAAGUUUUACCUUGAAUUAUAUGAAUACUUCCCUGAACUCACAUCCCCACUAACCCAGGUAAUUUAAGCAUUAUGUUUCUAAUAUGGCAUUCUACUUAGCCAGUGCAGAUAUUCCUGCCUUUAUGGAAUAGGCCAAUCCUGGAGCAUACGAAAUGCUGUGACAAUGCAGGUACUUCUAUGGAAAAAAUCAAAGAUAGCUUUGAAAGCUUUCAGUGCCAUGGACCAUUUCAUUAUUCCAUGUUCUGAAUCUUCUCUAGUGGUGUGAUCCCUGCUCCAACGUUAGUAGGAGUUGUAGAUUAUAGUAACUGUUCUUCCAUUGUAAUACUUUCAGUAUUUCCUAAUCUAGGAUUUCUUUACAUCAGUAUUAUUCAACUCUGAACAUUUAUUGGGUAUGUUUUGUGUACAAGGCACUGGCUAGGAAUUGGUUACCAAGAGGACAAAGAUAGGGAACUCUUACAGGGGAGAUCUGUGAAUUAUUACAAUGCCAUCACUGCAACAAUAACUAUAUGUAAGAUACAGAAGUAGCACUGAGCUGGGUGUAUUUGUCACGCCUUUGCUUCUAGAAAAUUCAUCUUCACUGCAAGCCCACACUAGAUCUCAUCUCAUAGUUGUAGCUGAUAUUAGGUGUCAACAAGUAGUUUUAGCCAGCACCAUUUCAUUAUUCCAGCUCAAAUUUCCAAAAGUUUAAAACUUUAAGCCAUAUAAUGUGAGAUUAUCACUUUCCCAUACUUUUAAAAAUCAAUGAACAGCUGAAUGAGGUUUGCUAUUGCCUUUUUGUGAAGAUUAUUGAGGGAACAUUACAUCACUCAAUCCAAAUGGGAAAUUGUAUUCAAACCUGUUUCAGGAAAAUAUUUACUUCUGAUAAAUCAAUUUGCCUUUUUCUUAUGGACAAUACAAAUCAUUAAUUGUCCUCAAUGUUUAUUUUAGUUGUGAGAAAUCUCAUUAAAAGGAAGCUUGCUUUUAACAAUUAUGUAGGGCUCCAUUGCCUGCAUGUCUUUAUUCUGAUUUGUUAUUCUUCAGUCUUCUAGAUUCUGAUUUUUAUCUCAUGUUUUUCCUUGUGUCAUACUAAAGUUCCUCAAAUUUCUUCUGUAAUAAGGCUGAAUAGUGACACUUUUUUAAAAAGCUAAAAAAAGGGCUUUAUUUCAAGAUGUGAGGAUAAGCCCAACGGGAACUUCUUGGAUCAAGGAGCCAGUAAAGUGGUGCCUCUCAGCUGGAAUUCCUGAUGAGUGGAAACAAUAGAUGAGUUUGACAGGUCUUGAGAUUAUACCUUGGUUUAGAUCUGCUGACCUACUUAGAAGUCAGGAGUUGGGAUGAAAGCUACCUACCAUCUUUAUACUUUCAUUACUUCCUUUAGCAAGAGAAUCAGAAACAAAGCUGGAUAUCAAGAUUUAUUCACUUAGACUUUUUACUGUGUAUUAUUUUCAUAGUCCUCUUUUAAUUUAUAAUAACAGCAUUGAAUGAGCCUGUGUUUACUUUGAAGUCAGCAAGAUUGAGAAGAGUUGGGCUACUGUUUAAAACCAGUUUGGGAGGAGAAUACUUCAAAAAUGGCAGUGGAAGUGUUUUUUUAGAAAAGGAGACUGGUCUGACUUCAAGAGCAGAGUGACCUGACCUCAGGCCUGACGAGGUAGUUUUUGAUCUUUAAUUAAAG
Myotis daubentonii (Daubenton's bat) is the source of this 6262-nucleotide messenger RNA. Its product is annotated as YY1-associated factor 2. NCBI's taxonomy places the organism in Eukaryota, Metazoa, Chordata, Mammalia, Chiroptera, Vespertilionidae. Gene Ontology annotation, cellular component: nucleus. Gene Ontology annotation, molecular function: DNA binding; transcription coregulator activity. Gene Ontology annotation, biological process: positive regulation of DNA-templated transcription. The record is from RefSeq and is a predicted model, not a curated record.